AGCAAGAUCACCCUGAACUCUACUGUGGUGAGUAGAGUGUUACACUUUGUAACUGUGCUUAGCUUUUCCUAGUAUAGUUUUCAGUUAAUCUUUCUAGUAAGAUAGGAACUGUUAUUGAUAUUUCUACUUGUAUUUAUUCUAUAAUGUAUUGCAUUACAAAUUAUAUACGUUUUCAGAUAGAUAGAUAACAACCAUCGUGAUUUCAUUGCAUACAUCAGAGCAAUAAACAGUGGUAGCAGCAAGCGCAAGCUCAAACUACAACGACGUCAACUAAAACUCAAACUACAUCAACUACAACUACGUCAACUACUGUGAAGAUGUCAAAGGACACACCAUCAUUUAAUGGGACUGGUUAUAAACGGUACCGCCAGCUUGCUAAGAUAUGGGUAACUGUAUCAACGGUAUCAGAGGAACACAAAGCAAUGACGCUGAUCAUGUUUCUCAAAGACAAAGCAUUAGACAUUGCUCUAACCAUAGAUGAAGCACUUCUUAAGACCAAGAAGGCUGAUGCUGAGACAACUGAGACUAAAGUCGGUGUUGAGCUACUUAUAGCCAAGUUAGAUGAGAUUUACCUAGAGAGUGAUGAUACUCUUGGAAAAUAUGAAAGAUUUGAAAAUUUAAGAAGAAACUCAGAACAGAGAAUGACUGAGUUUAUCCUGAUAUUCGAGAGUCUAGAACGAGAACUGAAGACAGAAGGAGUGACACUUCCUGAACUAGUGCUGGCCUAUAAAUUACUAAAAGCUGCCAAUCUGUCCAAUGCAGAUGAGAAGUUAGCUAGAGCCACCUGCACAGCUAUGACAAUGGAAGAUAUGAAGAAAUCACUCAUGAGAUUGGCUGAUUCCCAACUCAAUAAGUCCAAAUCAGAAGAAUCUGAUAGUCUUCCUAUUAAAGUGAAAGCAGAGCCAUGCUAUCUAGCUUUAGACGAUGGACAACUUCCAACAGAAGCUGGUAAAAAAGAGACAACAGACUCAAAUACUCUCCCAGAAGAGCAAAUAAUGUUCAAUAGGAACAGACCUGGAAACAAUGUUAGAGGAAAACAGAGAGCUUUCGGCCAGAGAAAUGACAACAGACAGGUUUGCUACGGAUGCUACUCUCCAGGACACUGGAUCAGAGACUGCCCUCUUAGAGCUCCUUUCAGACAGCCAAUGAACUUCCAAAGGCCGCCUUACCAACAUCACACCAUGCCUUAUGACCAACACUCAGGCUACAGACAAGGAUCGCCCAACCCAGCCUAUUACAACCAGCAGACUCCUUAUUAUCUAUCAGACAUGAUUCCCAACAAUGAAGAGUUUUACGGAUACAACCAAGAAUACUAUGAAAAACCUAUGCCUACAGCGAAACCCAUAUUCUUCCAAUGGAACGUCCGUCAAGAAGAAGAAGCUGUUUUUCUAGUUGGAGAAACUGUCAAUAAAGCUUUGUUAGACUCAGGAGCAAGUAGAACAGUAGCCGGGGAAAACUGGUAUUCGUGCUUUCUAGAUUCUCUAGAUGACGAGACAAGAAGCACUGUUAAAGAAUUCCCAGCAGAAAUCAUCUUUAGAUUUGGAGUAGGAACCCUAGAAUCUUCUAAGAAAGUGAUUAUCCCAGUCACAAUUUGUACCCACAAAAUUCGGCUUGAAGUACACAUCGUUAACAGUGACAUACCUCUUCUAUUAUCUUUGAAAUCAAUGAAGUACAUGGGAGUGCAACUUAAUUUCGAGACAGACACCAUUACCAUCCGUGGAGAAGAUUACAAGCUAGAGUUGACUCAAUCAGGUCACUAUACGAUCCCAAUCCAGGAAGAAAACAUGAUGGUUCCAAAACAAGAAGCAGAUGAGCAGAUGAAUAGUAAAGAGAGAUCUCACGCCAGAGCUCAAGAAACAAACUUUGAUCAUAAUUCUACUUUAAGAGACUUCAACAUUCCAAAUCUUGAUCCUGAAGAGAUAAGUGCUCAAGUAAAACCUGAGAUCCAAACCAUAACUAGAACGACAGAUCAAGAAGAACCACAGGAAACAACAAACAACCUACCUGGUGGAACUGCAGAGCCUACAAUAGUUGAAGUUAAAGACACUCCAGAAACAACUAUUGAGAGAACUACCGAAGAAGUGGAUCAAACAAAGAAACCUCCAAAGGCAAGGAAACCUAUGAAGAAAAAUGAAGGCUUGAUAACUGCAGUAAGUGAAGGAGACACAGUGGUAUUCCAAGAACCUGAUUCGGAUACAUGGCACAAAGUGCAGCUUAAGUCUAGAGGAUACACUGUCAACAGCAUGAACAAGAACUACUGGAAUGUCAUUUCAGAAGACGGAAGUUUUUCCGGGGUCAAUUUAGACAAAGUAGACUGGCUACUUAAGAAAGACCCUCCUGAACCUCCUCCCAUAGUUGAACCCAAUGGAAAUGAAGAGAGUAUCAAGUUUGCCGAGAUGAUGUCUGAAGAAGUUUUUGUCCUGAGAACAGUGCCAAGCACAUACUACAACUAGACUGGUAUUUCUGAAUGUGUUAAGUUCUACGGUCUAUCUUGAGUGUUUCUCUAUAUUUUGUCUGGGCAGUCUGUUUAGAGAGAAGUAUAGGAUUAAGGAUGAAAGCUUCCUUUGUGAGGACUGAGGAUUGAGAAAUUAGGCUACAGAUAUCAAAGGUUUGCAGUUUACUACAAACUGACCUGGACCCAACGGAGUUGGCUCUUGAGACUUGAGAACUCACCAUACUUCAGAAUGCCUUUUAACAUUGUAAUGAACAAACUUUUAUAACAUUUUAAUGGACAUUGUUAAAUUAUUAAUUUAUUCAAUAUUUAGCUUAUUCUUCUAAGUUGUUCUUUUUUAACAAGCAUUUUAUACUUUUGAAUCGAUGUUGUUGUUGUUUUAGACUUUUGAAUUGAUUUAUCUAUCACAGUUAGUAGUUCCAUACCUCUGGGGUUUUAACUUUUAUAUUUUAGACUUAGAUAGGGUGGAGAUUGUUCUAACCAAUCUUUCCCCUUUAGCAAGAUCACCCUGAACUCUACUGUGGUGAGUAGAGUGUUACACUUUGUAACUGUGCUUAGCUUUUCCUAGUAUAGUUUUCAGUUAAUCUUUCUAGUAAGAUAGGAACUGUUAUUGAUAUUUCUACUUGUAUUUAUUCUAUAAUGUAUUGCAUUACAAAUUAUAUACGUUUUCAGAUAGAUAGAUAACAACCAUCGUGAUUUCAUUGCAUACAUCAGAGC
Molecule: messenger RNA, 3169 nt
Organism: Bolinopsis microptera
Lineage: Eukaryota; Metazoa; Ctenophora; Tentaculata; Lobata; Bolinopsidae
Exons: 2
Coding region: 318-2453 (711 amino acids)
Biological process (GO): proteolysis
Molecular function (GO): aspartic-type endopeptidase activity; nucleic acid binding; zinc ion binding
Source: RefSeq, a predicted model, not a curated record